AUGGAAAAAACAAUGGUUAAAGUGAUCUUUUUGCUGGUCGUGUUGCUGUCAAUAAGCGGACACAGUGUGCUUUGUGAGAACGCAGACAAUGGUUAUGCAAAGCAUGCGGAUGUGAGACUGAUUCUGGUAGGUAAGACGGGUUCUGGCAAGAGUGCAUCCGGUAACACUAUUCUUGGCGACGACACCGCUUUCGAAGAGGGUAUCUCACCCCAGUCUGUCACCAACGGGUGUGUGAAAAAAGAGACUGAAAUAGACGGUGCACGGAUCGUUGUGGUCGACACUCCGGGGCUGUUCGAUACGACCAAAACUCACGACGAAGUAAAACUGAAAAUUGAAGAAUGCGUGGAGCGGUCGCUACCCGGACCACACGGAUUCCUUUUAGUACUCAGCUUGAAGUCUAGGUUCACACAAGAGGAACGGAACGCCGUGAAAUGGAUUCUAGAUAAUUUCGGAGAAGAUGCUUCGACGUAUAUCAUGGUCCUGUUCACCCACAGUGAUAUGUUAAAGGGUAAAACGGUGAAAGAGUACAUACAAGAAAGUAAAGCCCUGCAAAAAUUGAUAAACCAGUGCGGCGGCAGAUACCACACGCUGAACAAUAAUAUGAGACACAACAGAACCCAAGUGUACAGUCUGCUCAGUAAAGUGCAGGACAUGGUCGCAUUCAACGGAGGCAAGCACUACAGCAACGGCAUGUAUCGCGAUGCGCAGAAGAAACUGGAGCUAGAGAGGGAGAUGAAGAGGCGAGCGGAAGAGCAUAUGAGAAAAGAACACGAGGAUAUGAUAAAGGCCAGAGAAUGGUGUCGAUUCUUCGGUCUUACUUCACUUGGACUGUUUGGAACCGGAGCGUAUUUAUCGUCCUAUGUUUUGAUGGGGAUAGGGGGGGCGCUCGGUUACUCGCAGUUCAAUUGUACCUGGGUGAUGUUUACUUAG
This is a messenger RNA of Pelmatolapia mariae (spotted tilapia), 930 nucleotides long. Its product is annotated as GTPase IMAP family member 9-like. Gene Ontology annotation, molecular function: GTP binding. The transcript is spliced from 2 exons. NCBI's taxonomy places the organism in Eukaryota, Metazoa, Chordata, Actinopteri, Cichliformes, Cichlidae. Bases 1 to 930 code for a protein of 309 amino acids. The record is from RefSeq and is a predicted model, not a curated record.